AUGGCGGCGAACCUUGAGCCAGAGGGUGUUGCUCCGCCAGGCGCAAUCCAACCUCUGAAGACAGACACCGCACGGGACGAUGUACCUUCACCUGCGUCUUCCAGUAACCCUGCAUCAGAAAAACUCCCUGACCAAGCACAUGAUGUCGCCGUGGGGACGCCGCGAGACAAUGGAUCACCAGUUGACGAGCUAACGCCUGAAAAGCCCGCUCUGCACAGAACAAAAUCCAGAGCCUCCGAGUUUUCCACAAGCCGGAUUGUCAUUAUCAUGUUCUCCCUGUGCAUGGCCCUGUUCCUGGCCGCCUUGGACGUCACCAUCAUCACCACAGCUCUCCCGACGAUCGCCCAACAUUUCCAGGCCUCAGCUUCAGAUUACACCUGGGUUGGCAGCGCGUAUCUCCUCGCAAACGCUGCAAGUGUUCCUUUAUGGGGCAAGCUUUCGGACAUAUGGGGGCGCAAGCCCAUCAUUAUGUUGGCCAAUGGAAUCUUCAUGGCUGGGAGUUUGAUCGCCGCCCUGAGCAACUCGAUCGGUCUACUUAUCGGGGGCCGAGUGAUUCAGGGCAUUGGCGGAGGAGGUCUCGUAACGCUGGUCUACAUCUGCAUAGGCGAUCUAUUCAGCAUGAGAGAAAGACCCAAGUACUUUGGAAUCUUGGGCAUGGUCUGGGCAAUCGCCUCGGGGGUUGGCCCCGUCGUGGGUGGCGCUUUCACCGAAGCCGCCUCCUGGAGAUGGUGCUUUUAUAUCAAUUUGCCGCUGGAUGGUCUUUCCUUGGUCCUGCUCACUUUCUUCCUAAAACUGGACACUCCCAAGACGCCCUUCUGGGCCGGGAUCAAGGCUAUCGAUUGGAUCGGUGUCAUCACAAUUGUCGGAGGAGUUGUCAUGUUCCUAUUUGGCAUGACCUCGGGAGGCACAACGAAGCCCUGGGACAGUGCCUACACGUUGUGCCUCAUCAUUUUCGGCGUCUUCACCAUUGCCCUGUUCUUCCUAAACGAGUGGAAGCUGGCCAAGUAUCCGGUCAUCCCCCUUCGACUGUUCAAAAACCGUUCCAACCUCGCAUCCUUGGGAGUCUGUUUCAUCCACGGCUUCGUCUUCAUUGCCGGGAGCUACUACCUGCCGUUCUACUUUCAGACCGUGAUUGGUGCUAGCCCUCUUCUCUCUGGAGUGUAUCUGCUUACAAUGGUCCUCACAUUGUCCUUUGUCUCGACAUGCACGGGCCUUUAUGUCAAGAAGACAGGUCGAUUCCGCGACCCCAUCUGGUUCGGUCUCUGCGUAAUGACUCUUGGUUACGGGCUGUUCAUCGACUUACCUUCCAACCCGGAUUGGACCAAAAUCAUCAUAUAUCAGAUUAUUGCAGGUAUCGGCGUGGGCCCGAAUUUCCAGUCCCCAUUGAUUGCAUUGCAAGCCCACAUCAAGGGCCAUGACAUGGCUGUAGCAACAGCGACAUUUGGCUUCAUCCGCAACCUAUCCACAUCGAUCUCGGUUGUAUUGGGUGGCGUGGUCUUCACCAACGAACUCUCCAAAAAGUAUGCCAGCCUGGUCCCCGUCAUCGGAUCUCAGCGCGCGAGACUUCUGACUUCCUCCUCCUUUGGCGCCACCACCUCGAUCGUCCGUACGCUCCACGGGCCCGCUCGCCACGCCGUCGACAAAGCAUACACCGACUCAUUGAGGACGAUGUGGAUCUUCUACACCUGUUUUGCGGCGUUUGGAAUCGCGGUGAGCUUGUUCAUCAAGAAGAAGGAGCUCAGCACCACGCAUGAGAAGGCAAGAACGGGCAUCGAGGAGCAAGAGCGGGUGAGACAGGAGUUACUGCGCGAGAGGGAGGAGAGGCAGAGGAGUAGGAGGGGCACGGUAGGAACAGACGUCGAAAAAGCCGUUCCAGCAAAUGCCACCACAGCAUAG
This is a messenger RNA of Cladophialophora psammophila CBS 110553, 1896 nucleotides long. RefSeq lists its product as uncharacterized. Lineage: Eukaryota; Fungi; Ascomycota; Eurotiomycetes; Chaetothyriales; Herpotrichiellaceae. The record is from RefSeq and is a predicted model, not a curated record. The transcript has a single exon. The coding region runs from base 1 to 1896 and encodes 631 amino acids. Gene Ontology annotation, biological process: transmembrane transport. Gene Ontology annotation, molecular function: transmembrane transporter activity.